GACAACUCUUCUCUUUUGAGCCUCUCCUUCAUCAUAUAAGAACCCUACCACCGUGUGUGAUCAACCUCUUUCUCUCUUUAACUCUUUCAGUGGCUUUAGCUUUGUUAUUCUGUAACCCUAUAUACCCUAUCAAAACAGUUCUUCCUUAAUUUCCUUUCUCUCUUUUUUUGUGCCAAAAUUCCAUCUAUCCAUGACUCCUGUUUCUCUGAACCCACCAGGUCCUUCCAUACAAGGUCAAAACCAUCUCUUCAAUUCUCUUAAUAAUCAGGAUUAUCAUGCUUCCUUAUUUAACAUACUUGAUCGGAGGCAAGGCAUAGGAAUUGGAGAGUUAAGAGAAAAUGAUCACCAGGACGAUAAGCUGGUGGUAUGGCAUGAUGGAUCAUCAUCAUCAUCAAGCAGCAAUCAUCUUUACAAUUCGACUUUUAUUUCACCUCAGCCAGUUAUGGACAACCCAAGCAGCAGCACAUGUGACCCAAAUUUAUCAUUCUCCAAAAUGGAGGAGGAAGACAUCAAAAACGUUCACGGGUCUGCAAAAUGGAUGUCUUCAAAGAUGAGGUUGAUGAAAAAAAUGAUGAGUACUCCAGCCACUGACAAAGCAAACAACUCUACUACUAUUCCAAUUAGUCCAAGAAUCCAAAAUCAAGGGCAUGAAAACAGGUACAGCCAAAGAAGCCCUCGUAAUAACAACAACAGCAGUAACACCACUAGGGUUUGUUCGGAUUGUAACACAAGCAGUACCCCACUUUGGAGGAGUGGCCCUAACGGUCCUAAGUCGCUUUGCAAUGCAUGUGGAAUUAGACAGAGGAAGGCAAGAAGGGCAAUGGCAGAAGCUGCUAAUGGUUUGGCCACUCCCAUAAAUACAGCAUCAACAAAGACCAGAGUGCAUCAUAACAAGGAAAAGAAGCCUCGUGCAAACCAUUUUGCUCAGUUCAAGAACAAAUCCAAAUCCACUUCAAGUAAUGCAGGUUCAUCUCAAGAGACAAAGAAGCUUGAAUGUUUCAAGGACUUUGCAAUAAGUUUGAGGAACAACUCAACUUUUCAGCAAGUGUUUCCAAGGGAUGAAGUAGCUGAGGCGGCGCUGCUUUUGAUGGAUUUAUCUUGUGGUUAUGUUCACUCUUACUAAUUAGAAAGUUUUGUCAUGUUAGUGUUUUAUUUUUCACUUUUAGAAUAAAAAAGAUUUGGAAACUAUUUGUUUGGUUGUGAGUUGUGAAAUCAAGCUGUGAUGUACUGCAGCACAGCGAAAAUUAAGCUUGGCUGCAUUACAGACAGCUACUAUUACAUUUGUUGUCACUAAGAAAGAAGUUUAUGUUUAGUUUCAUAUUA
Messenger RNA from Lotus japonicus, 1323 nucleotides. Its product is annotated as GATA transcription factor 21-like. Bases 191 to 1123 code for a protein of 310 amino acids. Lineage: Eukaryota; Viridiplantae; Streptophyta; Magnoliopsida; Fabales; Fabaceae. Gene Ontology annotation, molecular function: zinc ion binding; sequence-specific DNA binding. The record is from RefSeq and is a predicted model, not a curated record. Gene Ontology annotation, biological process: regulation of DNA-templated transcription. The transcript is spliced from 3 exons.